GGAAGGCGUGUCAGUGGGCAUGCUUAUAUUAGCGAGUCGCGCUGCAUUGCGCCUCUGCGCCCCACUGCUCCACUACUCCGCAAACAUGUCUCAGCUGUGUGCCCGGCAGGACGCGUUCACCAAGCCCAAGGUCGAGCUCCAUGUUCACCUUGACGGAGCUAUCCGGGUGGAAACAAUUCUCGAUGUUGCCAGGAGACGCGGCAUCGCUCUGCCGGUCAACACGGUGGAGGAGCUGAGGCAGAUUAUUAUUGUCCAAAAGCCGGCCACUCUUACAGAGUUCCUGGGGAAGUUUGCGGAGUACAUGCACAUUGUUGCUGGAGACCGAGAUGCCAUAACGAGGAUAGCAUAUGAGUUUGUGGAGGAUAAAGCAAAAGAAGGAGUGAUUUACGUGGAGGUCAGAUACAGCCCGCACUUGCUAGCCAAUACUAAGGUGGAGCCCAUCCCAUGGAACCAGGAAGAGGGCAACGUGAGCCCAGAUGAGGUGGUACGACUUGUCAACAAGGGCCUCAGCGAGGGGGAGAGGGCCUUCAAUGUCAAAGCCAGGUCCAUUCUAUGCUGCAUGCGCCACAUGCCAAGCUGGUCCGCAGAUGUUGUGGAGCUGUGUAAGAAGUUUCGCAACGAAGGAGUGGUAGCCAUCGACUUGGCGGGUGAUGAGUCACUCAACUGUGAGGCCUAUCCAGGACACCGCAAAGCCUAUGAGGAAGCGUUGCGUUGUGGGAUCCACAGAACAGUCCAUGCAGGAGAGGUGGGACCGCCCUCUGUGGUGAAGGAGGCUGUAGAGGUGCUGAAGGCUGAACGAGUAGGACACGGUUACAGGACCCUGGAGGACACAGCGCUUUACAAACAACUAUUGGCUCAAAACAUGCACUUUGAGGUGUGCCCCAUCUCUAGCAAGCUAACAGGUGCCUGCAACCCAGACUUCACCAAGCACCCUGUCAUCACUUUCAGAAAGGACAAAGCCAACUACUCCCUAAACACUGACGACCCGUUGAUCUUCAACUCUACCCUGAACCUUGACUACAGUACCGCUCAGGAGUAUAUGGGCUUCACCCAGGAGGAAUUUAAAAGACUGAACAUUUGUUCAGCGGAGUCUUGCUUCUUACCUGAAGUGGAAAAGAAGGAGCUACUGGUCAAACUGUACCAGGCCUAUGGUAUGAUACAGAGCACUGCCUUUUGAACCCUGACGCGAUGCUGCUCUGUAACCUUUACCUCCACAGCCGACGCAAAAUAAUGUCUUGAUCCUCUCCUGCCUGCUUCUGGACACUAUAUGAAAUAUGUUUUUCAUAUCACUGCAAUCACCUAAUGUGUUAAUGCUCAUAUACCUCAGUUUAAAGAGCAGCUUUCUGCUGGUGCUGCCGUUUGAAAGGGUGACAAUUUAUAAACAGUGUUAUGCAAUAUUUACAACUAGCAUUCUUUGUGUUUACAUCAGUGGACAUGUCAGGCGUACAGAACGUUGUACAGAAACAAUCUUCCAUUCCAAAAGGUACAAUGUUCUUUUAUUCUAUGGCUAUGGGAAGAUUGUGGUGAAGAGGAAAUGCAAGCUAAAGUAUAUUAAAAAAGGAGACAUCACUGUGAAAAAAGUAGUUAAAAAGAUCCAAUGUCAGACCAACAUGGAUGCAGGAUUUAUCAGGUAAAACAAUUCAAAACCCAAAGUCUUACAUUUGAUUAUUAGGUAGCGUACUACUGUCAUAGAGCCACGCAAACAAUUUAGUUUUUUUCAGAAUCAACUUUCAAUCACUUGUGAUGUAUGUAUUUAUUUAAAAACAUUUGUUCAGUAAUUCCAAGAAUAAAAAGCACUUCCAUUUAUUACUGCCACAUUUAAGACAACACACCUUUGAAUAAAAUAAA
This is a messenger RNA of Entelurus aequoreus (snake pipefish), 1848 nucleotides long. RefSeq names its product adenosine deaminase (gene ada). Gene Ontology annotation, cellular component: cytosol; external side of plasma membrane. NCBI's taxonomy places the organism in Eukaryota, Metazoa, Chordata, Actinopteri, Syngnathiformes, Syngnathidae. The record is from RefSeq and is a predicted model, not a curated record. Gene Ontology annotation, biological process: inosine biosynthetic process; T cell activation; negative regulation of adenosine receptor signaling pathway. The coding region runs from base 20 to 1177 and encodes 385 amino acids. The transcript is spliced from 11 exons. Gene Ontology annotation, molecular function: adenosine deaminase activity.